AUGAGGACAUCAGACCGAGAUAUAGGUGAAGCGUGUGGGACGAGGAACGAAUGUGCUGACGAGUAUACUGUUUGUGAACUCGGAGUGUGCACGUGCAAUGGCUCCUUCAGCUAUGAGUACACGGAAGGAGCAGAACGCUUUUGUGUUAUUUACGAAAAUGUCCUGAACAGAAGUUGUAAUAUUGCAGCACAGAUGUGUGUUGGUCUCAAUGUCGUCUGCAGUCCCGAGGGAACAUGCGUUUGUGCGGAUGGUGCCGAGGAGAGGGACGGAAUCUGCUAUACUUCCGAACUUGGGGACCCGUGCACGAAGACCGGCGGUUCCACGUGUAAGACGGAAGGCGCCGAGUGUAGCACUGUUGGGAAUGCGGGACUUGUGUGUAACUGUGGACUACUCAUUGCGGUGGAGGGAGAAUGCUAUGGCGAUGAUGUUUGUGAGACCUGCACUAAUGGUUCCAUUAACACAUGUUCUGGCGAUAGGGUAGAGUGCUUGUUGGACAAAGAAAACUCAAUAUUCCGCUGUUCAUGUCCUCCUGAGUUUGCUAUACUAGUAGCUGGCAACUGUUAUGGAACGAACUAUAGUGAUCCAUGCCCACCCGAUUCUUCGAACGCCGAUAUCUGCACGUAUGCUAACGCGCAGUGCAUCAACGGGACUUGCGGUUGUGUGGAAGGUCUGGACUAUGAUGGCACUGGUUGUUAUGGCACUAACUACAGCGAUCCGUGUCCGCUUGAUCCAAGCGUGAAUACGUGUUCAUAUGAUAAUGCGAAAUGCAUCAAUGGGACUUGCGGAUGUGAAGAGGGGUUACAGUUUGAAGGCGACGGUUGUUAUGGCGACGAUGUUUGUGAGACCUGCACAAAUGGUUCCAUUAACACAUGUUCUGGCGAUAGGGUAGAGUGCUUGUUGGACAAAGAAAACUCAAUAUUCCGCUGUUCAUGUCCUCCUGAGUUUGCUGUACUAGUAGCUGGCAACUGUUAUGGAACGAACUAUAGUGAUCCAUGCCCACCCGAUUUUUCGAACGCCGAUAUCUGCACGUAUGCUAACGCGCAGUGCAUCAACGGGACUUGCGGUUGUGUGGAAGGUCUGGACUAUGAUGGCACUGGUUGUUAUGGCACUAACUACAGCGAUCCGUGUCCGCUUGAUCCAAGCGUGAAUACGUGUUCAUAUGAUAAUGCGAAAUGCAUCAAUGGGACUUGCGGAUGUGAAGAGGGGUUACAGUUUGAAGGCGACGGUUGUUAUGGCGACGAUGUUUGUGAGACCUGCACUAAUGGUUCCAUUAACACAUGUUCUGGCGAUAGGGUAGAGUGCUUGUUGGACAAAGAAAACUCAAUAUUCCGCUGUUCAUGUCCUCCUGAGUUUGCUGUACUAGUAGCUGGCAACUGUUAUGGAACGAACUAUAGUGAUCCAUGCCCACCCGAUUCUUCGAACGCCGAUAUCUGCACGUAUGCUAACGCGCAGUGCAUCAACGGGACUUGCGGUUGUGUGGAAGGUCUGGACUAUGAUGGCACUGGUUGUUAUGGCACUAACUACAGCGAUCCGUGUCCGCUUGAUCCAAGCGUGAAUACGUGUUCAUAUGAUAAUGCGAAAUGCAUCAAUGGGACUUGCGGAUGUGAAGAGGGGUUACAGUUUGAAGGCGACGGUUGUUAUGGAACGAACUAUAGUGAUCCAUGCCCACCCGAUUCUUCGAACGCCGAUAUCUGCACGUAUGCUAACGCGCAGUGCAUCAACGGGACUUGCGGUUGUGUGGAAGGUCUGGACUAUGAUGGCACUGGUUGUUAUGGCACUAACUACAGCGAUCCGUGUCCGCUUGAUCCAAGCGUGAAUACGUGUUCAUAUGAUAAUGCGAAAUGCAUCAAUGGGACUUGCGGAUGUGAAGAGGGGUUACAGUUUGAAGGCGACGGUUGUUAUGGAACGAACUAUAGUGAUCCAUGCCCACCCGAUUCUUCGAACGCCGAUAUCUGCACGUAUGCUAACGCGCAGUGCAUCAACGGGACUUGCGGUUGUGUGGAAGGUCUGGACUAUGAUGGCACUGGUUGUUAUGGCACUAACUACAGCGAUCCGUGUCCGCUUGAUCCAAGCGUGAAUACGUGUUCAUAUGAUAAUGCGAAAUGCAUCAAUGGGACUUGCGGAUGUGAAGAGGGGUUACAGUUUGAAGGCGACGGUUGUUAUGGCGACGAUGUUUGUGAGACCUGCACUAAUGGUUCCAUUAACACAUGUUCUGGCGAUAGGGUAGAGUGCUUGUUGGACAAAGAAAACUCAAUAUUCCGCUGUUCAUGUCCUCCUGAGUUUGCUGUACUAGUAGCUGGCAACUGUUAUGGAACGAACUAUAGUGAUCCAUGCCCACCCGAUUCUUCGAACGCCGAUAUCUGCACGUAUGCUAACGCGCAGUGCAUCAACGGGACUUGCGGUUGUCUGGAAGGUCUGGACUAUGAUGGCACUGGUUGUUAUGGCACUAACUACAGCGAUCCGUGUCCGCUUGAUCCAAGCGUGAAUACGUGUUCAUAUGAUAAUGCGAAAUGCAUCAAUGGGACUUGCGGAUGUGAAGAGGGGUUACAGUUUGAAGGCGACGGUUGUUAUGGCGACGAUGUUUGUGAGACCUGCACUAAUGGUUCCAUUAACACAUGUUCUGGCGAUAGGGUAGAGUGCUUGUUGGACAAAGAAAACUCAAUAUUCCGCUGUUCAUGUCCUCCUGAGUUUGCUGUACUAGUAGCUGGCAACUGUUAUGGAACGAACUAUAGUGAUCCAUGCCCACCCGAUUCUUCAAACGCCGAUAUCUGCACGUAUGCUAACGCGCAGUGCAUCAACGGGACUUGCGGUUGUGUGGAAGGUCUGGACUAUGAUGGCACUGGUUGUUAUGGCACUAACUACAGCGAUCCGUGUCCGCUUGAUCCAAGCGUGAAUACGUGUUCAUAUGAUAAUGCGAAAUGCAUCAAUGGGACUUGCGGAUGUGAAGAGGGGUUACAGUUUGAAGGCGACGGUUGUUAUGGCGACGAUGUUUGUGAGACCUGCACUAAUGGUUCCAUUAACACAUGUUCUGGCGAUAGGGUAGAGUGCUUGUUGGACAAAGAAAACUCAAUAUUCCACUGUUCAUGUCCUCCUGAGUUUGCUGUACUAGUAGCUGGCAACUGUUAUGGAACGAACUAUAGUGAUCCAUGCCCACCCGAUUCUUCGAACGCCGAUAUCUGCACGUAUGCUAACGCGCAGUGCAUCAACGGGACUUGCGGUUGUGUGGAAGGUCUGGACUAUGAUGGCGCUGGUUGUUAUGGCACUAACUACAGCGAUCCGUGUCCGCUUGAUCCAAGCGUGAAUACGUGUUCAUAUGAUAAUGCGAAAUGCAUCAAUGGGACUUGCGGAUGUGAAGAGGGGUUACAGUUUGAAGGCGACGGUUGUUAUGGCGACGAUGUUUGUGAGACCUGCACUAAUGGUUCCAUUAACACAUGUUCUGGCGAUAGGGUAGAGUGCUUGUUGGACAAAGAAAACUCAAUAUUCCGCUGUUCAUGUCCUCCUGAGUUUGCUGUACUAGUAGCUGGCAACUGUUAUGGAACGAACUAUAGUGAUCCAUGCCCACCCGAUUCUUCGAACGCCGAUAUCUGCACGUAUGCUAACGCGCAGUGCAUCAACGGGACUUGCGGUUGUGUGGAAGGUCUGGACUAUGAUGGCACUGGUUGUUAUGGCACUAACUACAGCGAUCCGUGUCCGCUUGAUCCAAGCGUGAAUACGUGUUCAUAUGAUAAUGCGAAAUGCAUCAAUGGGACUUGCGGAUGUGAAGAGGGGUUACAGUUUGAAGGCGACGGUUGUUAUGGCGACGAUGUUUGUGAGACCUGCACUAAUGGUUCCAUUAACACAUGUUCUGGCGAUAGGGUAGAGUGCUUGUUGGACAAAGAAAACUCAAUAUUCCGCUGUUCAUGUCCUCCUGAGUUUGCUGUACUAGUAGCUGGCAACUGUUAUGGAACGAACUAUAGUGAUCCAUGCCCACCCGAUUCUUCGAACGCCGAUAUCUGCACGUAUGCUAACGCGCAGUGCAUCAACGGGACUUGCGGUUGUGUGGAAGGUCUGGACUAUGAUGGCACUGGUUGUUAUGGCACUAACUACAGCGAUCCGUGUCCGCUUGAUCCAAGCGUGAAUACGUGUUCAUAUGAUAAUGCGAAAUGCAUCAAUGGGACUUGCGGAUGUGAAGAGGGGUUACAGUUUGAAGGCGACGGUUGUUAUGGCGACGAUGUUUGUGAGAUCUGCACUAAUGGUUCCAUUAACACAUGUUCUGGCGAUAGGGUAGAGUGCUUGUUGGACAAAGAAAACUCAAUAUUCCGCUGUUCAUGUCCUCCUGAGUUUGCUGUACUAGUAGCUGGCAACUGUUAUGGAACGAACUAUAGUGAUCCAUGCCCACCCGAUUCUUCGAACGCCGAUAUCUGCACGUAUGCUAACGCGCAGUGCAUCAACGGGACUUGCGGUUGUGUGGAAGGUCUGGACUAUGAUGGCACUGGUUGUUAUGGCACUAACUACAGCGAUCCGUGUCCGCUUGAUCCAAGCGUGAAUACGUGUUCAUAUGAUAAUGCGAAAUGCAUCAAUGGGACUUGCGGAUGUGAAGAGGGGUUACAGUUUGAAGGCGACGGUUGUUAUGGCGACGAUGUUUGUGAGACCUGCACUAAUGGUUCCAUUAACACAUGUUCUGGCGAUAGGGUAGAGUGCUUGUUGGACAAAGAAAACUCAAUAUUCCGCUGUUCAUGUCCUCCUGAGUUUGCUGUACUAGUAGCUGGCAACUGUUAUGGAACGAACUAUAGUGAUCCAUGCCCACCCGGUUCUUCGAACGCCGAUAUCUGCACGUAUGCUAACGCGCAGUGCAUCAACGGGACUUGCGGUUGUGUGGAAGGUCUGGACUAUGAUGGCACUGGUUGUUAUGGCACUAACUACAGCGAUCCGUGUCCGCUUGAUCCAAGCGUGAAUACGUGUUCAUAUGAUAAUGCGAAAUGCAUCAAUGGGACUUGCGGAUGUGAAGAGGGGUUACAGUUUGAAGGCGACGGUUGUUAUGGCGACGAUGUUUGUGAGACCUGCACUAAUGGUUCCAUUAACACAUGUUCUGGCGAUAGGGUAGAGUGCUUGUUGGACAAAGAAAACUCAAUAUUCCGCUGUUCAUGUCCUCCUGAGUUUGCUGUACUAGUAGCUGGCAACUGUUAUGGAACGAACUAUAGUGAUCCAUGCCCACCCGAUUCUUCGAACGCCGAUAUCUGCACGUAUGCUAACGCGCAGUGCAUCAACGGGACUUGCGGUUGUGUGGAAGGUCUGGACUAUGAUGGCACUGGUUGUUAUGGCACUAACUACAGCGAUCCGUGUCCGCUUGAUCCAAGCGUGAAUACGUGUUCAUAUGAUAAUGCGAAAUGCAUCAAUGGGACUUGCGGAUGUGAAGAGGGGUUACAGUUUGAAGGCGACGGUUGUUAUGGAACGAACUAUAGUGAUCCAUGCCCACCCGAUUCUUCGAACGCCGAUAUCUGCACGUAUGCUAACGCGCAGUGCAUCAACGGGACUUGCGGUUGUGUGGAAGGUCUGGACUAUGAUGGCACUGGUUGUUAUGGCACUAACUACAGCGAUCCGUGUCCGCUUGAUCCAAGCGUGAAUACGUGUUCAUAUGAUAAUGCGAAAUGCAUCAAUGGGACUUGCGGAUGUGAAGAGGGGUUACAGUUUGAAGGCGACGGUUGUUAUGGAACGAACUAUAGUGAUCCAUGCCCACCCGAUUCUUUGAACGCCGAUAUCUGCACGUAUGCUAACGCGCAGUGCAUCAACGGGACUUGCGGUUGUGUGGAAGGUCUGGACUAUGAUGGCACUGGUUGUUAUGGCACUAACUACAGCGAUCCGUGUCCGCUUGAUCCAAGCGUGAAUACGUGUUCAUAUGAUAAUGCGAAAUGCAUCAAUGGGACUUGCGGAUGUGAAGAGGGGUUACAGUUUGAAGGCGACGGUUGUUAUGGAACGAACUAUAGUGAUCCAUGCCCACCCGAUUCUUCGAACGCCGAUAUCUGCACGUAUGCUAACGCGCAGUGCAUCAACGGGACUUGCGGUUGUGUGGAAGGUCUGGACUAUGAUGGCACUGGUUGUUAUGGCACUAACUACAGCGAUCCGUGUCCGCUUGAUCCAAGCGUGAAUACGUGUUCAUAUGAUAAUGCGAAAUGCAUCAAUGGGACUUGCGGAUGUGAAGAGGGGUUACAGUUUGAAGGCGACGGUUGUUAUGGAACGAACUAUAGUGAUCCAUGCCCACCCGAUUCUUCGAACGCCGAUAUCUGCACGUAUGCUAACGCGCAGUGCAUCAACGGGACUUGCGGUUGUGUGGAAGGUCUGGACUAUGAUGGCACUGGUUGUUAUGGUACUAUGUACUUGGACGCGUGCCCACCGGAUGAGAGUGGGGUGGACACGUGCACAUAUGCAAAUGGCGAGUGCGUUAACGGGACCUGCCUUUGUGAGGUGGACCUCGAGUUUAUGGGCGAUGGCUGUUUCGGCUCGGAGAUCUACGAGGUGUGUCGGGCAGUGCCAGACUCCUGCGAUAGUUCUCUGGAUCUUGUCUGCGUUAAUGGAACGUGCCUCUGUGCGUAUCCGCUCACCGAGGUCAACUACAUUUGUGUGGAAGGUAUACUGGACGACAUAUGUGACGUCAAUCCCGACACGUGCACGACGCUGUUCUCGGAGUGCGCGGUGAACGGCACGUGUCAGUGUAAGGACAACUACGUGCGGGAAGACGGUAUUUGCAGGCCGAUACUUGGAGCGGAUUGUGACCCGGUGCUUAACGGGACGGACCAGUGCGCAGACCCUAACGCAGCGUGUGGCGUGCUGUCGGAACAGAAAGAGUUCUGCAAUAACGUGUGCUGGUGCACAGACGGCUUCGUUAUCGACAUCCAGGACAAUUGCGGUGGAACAUGUGUACCACAGAAGACGUACAGUGAGGUGUGUGAUCCGUCUAUCAGAGACAUUUGUGCCCCCGUGGAUACGCUCGAGUGCUCGGUUAACGGCACGGAGUUCGUCUGCGACUGUCUGACUGGCUUUGUCUACAACGGGACAGAAUGUGUCAGACCAGACCUGUAUUACAACGACACAUGCACGUGCGAGGAUAUCUGCCUGCCGCCUGAAACUGUCGUCUGCAACUCUACCACCGGAAAGUGUGACUGUCGUGAAGGUUUUAUCUACAACGCAACUAGCGGUCAGUGCGAGCGGCCACCGGGUGACGGAAUUGACCUUGGUGAUCCGUGCUUAGCGGCAGUGUCGUGUGGCCAGUACCCAAACGUGAAGUGCGAGUUUCCGGAUACACAGGGUACAGGCAAAAAACAAAAGGUGUGUCAGUGUGACGACGACAAGGACUUCUGUGAGGUGGACGGCGUCUGUGUACUCAGCGCGUCGCCCUGCCCUUAAUCCGCACUGUCGACCCGCCAGUGGCCAAGUCACUUCAGACUUGCUCGACCUACCACCAAAUCAAUGUACUUUACAUUGG
Mya arenaria is the source of this 7459-nucleotide messenger RNA. RefSeq names its product fibrillin-2-like. Bases 1 to 7380 code for a protein of 2459 amino acids. NCBI's taxonomy places the organism in Eukaryota, Metazoa, Mollusca, Bivalvia, Myida, Myidae. The record is from RefSeq and is a predicted model, not a curated record. The transcript has 55 exons.